This is a messenger RNA of Folsomia candida, 1939 nucleotides long. RefSeq lists its product as uncharacterized. NCBI's taxonomy places the organism in Eukaryota, Metazoa, Arthropoda, Collembola, Entomobryomorpha, Isotomidae. The record is from RefSeq and is a predicted model, not a curated record. The coding region runs from base 284 to 1714 and encodes 476 amino acids. The transcript has 6 exons.
CUGAGACCGGUUUAGUUUUGGCAUAAAGUGUGAUUCUCGAAAACGGAAAAGUGGGAAUAAGAGUUCACUCACACUUUUUGUUCCAUUUUGUACUUUUCACUUUUGAGUCAGGUGUUGUUCACGAUCAUCGUCUUAUCUUAGGAGGAAGCAGUAACUAGAAGUCGGAAUUGAUACUGAAUCUCAACACGGCAAGACCGAGCGAGGAUGAAAAAAUAGUUAUCAGAUCCAGUCAUCCAAUUUGUCGAGUUAUAAAGUAAAAUAUCUGUCACCUAGUGUUAGUAAGAUGAAUACUCCCAAGAUCUCAUUUCUAAAUUAUGCUGCCGAGGAAAGCAUUUUCCGCAACGAUCUCGUCGUCGUUAAAGGAGUCGUGGCUCAAGAGGAAGAGGGGGAAGAAGACGAUACUGUCGAAUCAAACUCUAAUAAGAAUAAUUGGGCCCAAGAUCUAAGAAUUAUUCACAAUUCGACGGAAACAAUUCCAUUUAAAGCUGAAAAUACAGCAUUUAUUUUUGCAACUCGUCUAUCUCCUGGAAUGAAUGAAAUCAAAUUUGUCGGGAGAAACAAUAUCUGUUGGAAAGCGAUGUCGUUAACGUACGAACCUUUGCAGAUGGUCAACCAUGACGAUAGCUACAGCGUUGUCCCACUUCUGAUGCUUUGUCGAGAUGAUAAUCGACCAGAUAAUGUGAUCAGGGACAUCACUCAAAAGAUAGAACUUAUAAUGAAAGUAAUGCAAACGUUCUUUGAGGAAAAACUGUACGAACACGGGUUGCAUAAAAAAUCUUUCAAGCUGAAACGAGUGGAGAUAUUGCAUUCUGAGUUGCAAAUAAAAACAACUAACGAAAUGUCGGCGGAGCAACUGUGGGAACAGCUUGCGUGUCAAAUCAAAAGUUCGAGAGAGCUAUGGAGUCCGCGUCACAAGUUUGUGGCAUUCACCACAGCCCAUUGCAAGUUGAAUCUGCAGACCCAAGGCCAAUCUCCUGAUAAGCUUGCCUGUGGUGGAGGCGGCCUUGCCUUGCUUGGCUUUGAUACAUUUGAAGUAUGGCCCAAAACCUCUUCAUCACUACUCGAUUCUAUUUACGACCCAUUACUUCUUGAUGAUGCGCAACUUUUGGAGACAGGACUGGGAUUGGGUUUAUCGGAACCCCGCACGAGAGGAGGGUUACUUUGCGCGACGUUGGGCGCCCUGGCUCAUGAGCUAGGCCAUAUUUUUGACCUAGGUCAUUCUGAAGCAGGGCUUAUGGGAAAAGACUUCCUGAAAUUUCGACAGUUUUUUUCACCGGUCACCCAAUUAAAGAUAAACUGUUUUGGUUGUUCCAACAUGUCGGUAGGGCGACGAGAUUCCCGAAAGAUUAACAUAAGAAAAAAAAGUGACAUCACUCUGACGCACUCUAGUGCAAUCAUUUUGUUUUACCAUAGAUGGUUUGCCCAUAAUAACGCAGAAUCGGAACACAAAGAGAGCCUAACAUUCUCAAAAAAUCGGGUGACUACGUCCCUUGGUAUCCUUGUGGCAGCAGAAAUUCGUGACCCUUUAACUGGCUUAGUAUACAAGACUUUUGAACUGGGAAACGAAAAUCAAGAACUCAUCUUGUCGAAGAGAGACGUCUUAAUUCAACAUGGCGAAAAGGCUCGGUUAUUUGUUGAAGCAUCUAACGGCGACUCACUCUCCAUGGAAAUAUUCCGUGACAACUUACCGAACUUGUUCACUAAUGUUAAAUAAGUCUGAACCUAGUAUUUUUUUAAUCCGUGAUAAUCCCAAAUUUGUUAUUUACUGUGAUAUGUAAAAUUAUGAUCUCUUGAAUGCCAAAUUCUUCGUUUCGUUACAUUUAACCCAUCUCUUCGCUUACACAUUGUAUCAUAUAUUCAAGUAUGAGCUUCGUUGAAAUUUUUACAUAAUUAAUUAUUUCAUGUGAAAUAAAUCUUUAUUAAGACUGAUUGUUCUAAA